Messenger RNA from Sander lucioperca (pikeperch), 3095 nucleotides. Its product is annotated as ubiquitin thioesterase otulin. The transcript is spliced from 11 exons. NCBI's taxonomy places the organism in Eukaryota, Metazoa, Chordata, Actinopteri, Perciformes, Percidae. Gene Ontology annotation, molecular function: cysteine-type deubiquitinase activity. The record is from RefSeq and is a predicted model, not a curated record. Gene Ontology annotation, biological process: protein linear deubiquitination. Gene Ontology annotation, cellular component: cytoplasm. Bases 535 to 2757 code for a protein of 740 amino acids.
AUGACGUCAUGCGCUCGGACCGAGCCGUGACCUGCUGCUCCGGCUAUGCUAGAGGUCCGUACCGACAUAUGUUCCGCAUAAAAUCCAGUAAAUACCCGUUAUUUAUGAAAUGUAACGCAUUAAACGAUACUGGUUUAGUGAUUGUAGAAGGUAACCAGCGCAGCAGCAGUAGCAGUGAUUCUCAUGAGCGGCGAUCGGUAUUUAGUAGCGCAUGUUUAUAUUUUAAGUUUACCUCAGCUAGCUGGCUAGCUAACUUAAGCUUGUUUUCCAGCUAACCAAAAGUGAAACUGGAAUAUGCGCUACAUGGUUGCAAGCUUUCGGAGUUUGUCUCUAAAUUGACUCAAUCGAGGUAUCAACUGUAUAACAAACAAGACAUAAACAUGGUUGCUUCCUGGCUUUAGCAGCAGCUUGACCCUCAUCAUCAUGGACUCCUGAAAUCCUUCAGCGACUCAUCCGGUCGCUGGUUGUUGUUUAGGACGAGGUCACCUUUCAGCCUACAACCUGUCUGAUCUCCCAAGAAGAGGGAGCGAGCAGAUGGGGAACUGUUGCUGUCGCCCUGAGAGUCCCUGUGGCAGUGCGGAGGAAAGAAGUGGUUUGCUGAAAGAUGACCCGAAGGCCACGGUGUCUACAGGUGAAACACUUGUGGUGGGCAACUGUGGUCCUGAAAAAGAUGAUGACAUCAGGAAAGUGCCUGAAGAGGCCAGUAUAAAGGUGGAGGAGGCUGUGCAGGUGAAGCAGAGUCCUGAGGUUGCAGAGAUGGAGCCUAAUAACGUUCAAGAGAAUGGGCCCUUGCAGAAUGAGGUCUUACAAACGGCAACGCCUUCUUCCAGCAAAAAGUCUAAACUCAAAGAAAACUCCACCAGAGCACAAGAUAAAGAUGUGAAUGACCGUCCUACGUUCAGUGGACAAGCUGAGCCCCCGCAGUGCACUUCGAAAGAACACACCACAGCUGUUUGGGAGGCUUUUAGAAAUGAGGCGUCAGAAGAAGAAAACCCAGCCUCAGCGCGGGGCAAAAUCCCUGACAGCAGCUCUCUAACAGCAGGGGCUGUUUGCCCUGAAAACCAUACUGAGACAAACACAACAAGAGAGCACAAUACGUUGGACACUACUCAUGAUAACGAUGAAGAAGCGGGCUCCAAAGUCACUAUUGAAAACGCUGUAGCCGUGCCAUCAGGGGAGUCUUCUCAAAAGAACAAAGUGUUAUCUGUGCCAAAUACUCCGCUCACUGCAGCAGCUUGUCAGGUGUCGUCCAUCUCUGGGGUCAGUCAGGAGAACGGCAAAGAGUCUCCGAGCUGUGCUGUGACAGAGGAUUCAGAGAAAGGGAGUUCUUCAGUGUGCAAGGAGGCCGGUCCUGAAGUCGUACAAAUUCAUGAUGUCUGUGAGUCUUCUCCUGAAUCAGAGCCCGCGGGACUCGACCACUGUGGUGAGGAACGAGACUCCGCCGACUGUGUCAGGGAGCCAGAACCCACAGCCCCGGCAGACGCCAGCCAGAGCUCAAAGUCUGAUCAGGAUGCACAGCCAGAUUUUGGUUGUACAGCUACGAGCUCAAAGGAGGUCACUUCCUUGGAGAACAUCGAACAGGUUAUUGGAGAGGAAAUGAUGCCUAAAGGACAGGAGAAAGAUAGAGAUGUUCCCAACGCGAAGGACGACGAUGAGAUUAGGAAGGAGGCGGAGAAGGCUCCCAUGGAGGCCGAGGCUCUGGCUGGGAAAGAUUCUGAGAUUCAGGAGGUAACUGGAAAAAAGGAGCAGCUGGCAAGGAGCACAUCCACCGAUGUAAAGGCUGAUGAGAUACCUGUCACAGAGAAGGAAGACUCUGUUGAAGAUGGCCUGGGGAGCAGUGAAGAAGACCUGUACAGAGGAGCUGAGGAGCUGUCAGCGUCACCAGAAACUACGCUUGUAAAGGUGGAGGACAGAUGCAGUUUGGCCCCGGCGGUGGAUAUUCUGUUUUACAGUGAGAGAGAGUGGAAAGGAAAUACUGCCAAAAGUGUUCUCAUUAGAAAGGGUUAUAAAGAGAUGUCCCAGAGGUUUGGCAGCGUGAGGAGAGUCAGGGGGGACAACUACUGUGCCCUCAGAGCCACGCUGUUCCAGGUGCUCUCCCACAGCACCCAGCUGCCUGCAUGGCUGCAGGAGGACAAUAAUAUGCUUCUGAAGCAACUUGAGGCUCAGGAAGGUCUGAUAAGUCAGUGGACAUUUCGUGGAGAAUGCCUGCAGGGAGAUGGGACAGGAGAUGCCACCGUGCAGCUGAAAGGCUACAUGGAGCUUCUUCGAAAUACGUGGCAGGCAGCAGUGGACUGCUCCUCCGCUGUGGAGCGGCAGCAGCUUUGCGAGCGAGUGUUUCAGGGAGGAGAAGAGGAGCUGGGGCUGCUGGAGGCGCUCAAGCUGCUGAUGCUGGGCAGAGCGGUGGAGCUGCACAGCUGCAUGCUGGGCGGCAGAGACAUCCCGCUCUUCUGCUGGCUGCUGUUUGCUCGGGACUCAUCUGACUGCCCGCGCUCCUUCCUCUCCAACCACCUCAGCCACGUGGGCCUCAGCGCCGGGCUGGAGCAGGUGGAGAUGUUUCUGCUGGGCUACGCCUUGCAGUGCACCAUUCAAGUUUACAGACUGUACAAGGCUGACACAGAGGAGUUUAUCACCUACUUCCCAGACGACCAUAAGGACGACUGGCCAUCCGUGUGCCUCGUCACAGAGGAUGACCGCCACUACAAUGUGCCAGUUGUAGAAGCUGCAGAAGAACUACACAAGCAGCUCAACUCGAGUUGAUUGCCACUGCAGAGAAGUCUCCUGCCAUACACACAAAACACUCCUCAGGUCGAUCAAGGUGAAUAGAUUUACAGCAAUUGAAGGAAUAGUUUGACAUUUUGGGAUAUUUGCUUUCUUGCUGAGCGUUAGACGAGACACUGGUUAACUUAGCACAAAGACUGCAAAACGGGGAAAGAGCUAACCUGGCUCUGUCUGAAGGAAUGUUUCCAGUCUUUGUGCUAAGCUAAGCUAACCGGGUGCUUGCUGUAGCUUCAUAUUUAGACUUCAGAGUCGAAUCGAUCUAACUCACGGCAAGAAAGCAAAAAAGCAUAUUUCCCAAAAUGUCAAACUAUUCCUUU